CUUCCGGUUGCUUAGUAGCGUUGAAGGAACUGUCUUUGCUGCAUGUGUGCAUAUUUGUAACAAUCAACGCGCAGUGUUCAGUUUCAGGGCUUUGAGAUGGACAUACUGAAAGCUGAAAUUGCGAGGAAGAGGAAACUCCUCGAGGAGAAGAAGCUCGUUGACGAUUCAAAAAAAUGCUUCAGAAGGUCCGACCUCGCUCGCCAGGAACAAGAAGAUUACUUCCGAAGAUGUGGAUAUAAGGUUGAUGUGCAGCGAGAGCCUCCUGAGAGCCAGAUGGACAAAGAUGAAAAAGACGAGCCGUCCACUUCAGCUAAUCCCGUGUUGGACCUGGAGCUCACUGAGGAGAAGCUGCCGAUGACGCUGUCCAGGCAGGAAGUUAUUCGACGACUCAGAGAGCGAGGCGAACCCAUUCGACUGUUUGGAGAGUCGGAUUAUGACGCCUUCCAGAGACUCAGGAAAAUCGAGAUUCUGACACCCGAAGUCAACAAGGGGUUAAGGAACGACCUGAAAGCAGCCAUGGACAAGAUCGACCAGCAGUACCUGAAUGAGAUAGUUGGAGGAACCGAGCCGGGGGAGGCGGACACGCAGCACGACCUGAAAGUCCACGAAGAAAACACCACUAUAGAGGAACUCGAGGCUCUUGGAAAAACCCUGGGAACAGGAGAUGAUGACGGAGAUCAGGACGUCAUUGACAAGUUUUUGAGGUUCCUCCUUGGUGUUUGGGCCAAAGAUCUGAACAGCAGAGAAGACCACGUGAAGCGCAGCGUUCAGGGUAAACUGGCCAGCGCAACACACUCGCAGACUGAGUCGUACCUCAAGCCUCUGUUCAGGAAGCUCAGGAAGAAGAGUUUACCAGCUGACAUCAAAGAGUCGAUCACAGACAUCAUUAAAUUCAUGUUGGAGAGAGAAUAUGUAAAGGCGAAUGACGCAUAUCUGCAGAUGGCCAUCGGUAACGCUCCGUGGCCCAUCGGCGUGACCAUGGUGGGCAUCCACGCCCGUACCGGGCGAGAGAAGAUCUUCUCCAAACACGUGGCCCACGUUCUCAACGACGAGACUCAGAGAAAAUAUAUUCAGGGCCUGAAGAGGUUAAUGACUAUCUGCCAGAAACAUUUCACAACAGAUCCAUCAAAGUGUGUGGAGUACAAUGCUCUUUAGCCUCUUCCUUAAAGUUUUCUGAUGCCGCCAUGUCUGUUCCGUUCUGUCACGGUUUAACGUUGGAAACGCUGCAGGUAGAAUCUGCCUCCUGUCACGAUUCACCGAGGGCCUUCGAGUUUCAGUGCAUUUCUCAGGAAAGUGCUGUCUGAGAAAAUCCAUUAUUCAUACACCAGUGGAAUGAGAAAUGCUCGUGUGUAAAUAGCGGUGUAAUAAUAAUAGCCCGGAUUUAACCAGAGAACACUCUGAGGCCCUCGAGUCUGAGAAAACUGGUCCCCGUGGACGACUGGGAAAAAACUCUUGUUCCAUUAAUACUGACAAGUAACUCUGGGACUUCUGAGAACAUGAACGAUUCAAUGAGUCAAAAUGCAGGAAAUACUAAAAAGUGGGAAUUUUGAACUCCUCUUAUCUCCUGUUCUGGAUUGUAAAAAGAUAUUUGUUUUUUAAUUGUGUUACCUUCACAACUUUCAUGCUGUUAGCCUGCAGAUUAUCAUUUGAGAAAGAAGUGGACAUUUUAUAAACCGUAAACAAACACAAACUGAAUUUCGUGAUUAAAAACAACCCAUGUGUUACAUCGAUGUGAGAAAAUAAAGGCCACUUAAGGAAAAAGUAAGUGUUUCUCCUUUUGGAAAAGGGACAAAAAAAAAAGAUUUGUUUGUGUUGAGCUUUUCUCCCGUCUUCUGCAGCCGGACUGUAAAAUGGGUUUAUUUUUGGGCACCGGAGUUUUUUUUUUGUCACAAAUGGAUCUGCAGAGAAACUAUUUCUCCAAUAAAAAUCUCUCAUCA
Molecule: messenger RNA, 1937 nt
Organism: Salarias fasciatus (jewelled blenny)
Lineage: Eukaryota; Metazoa; Chordata; Actinopteri; Blenniiformes; Blenniidae
Gene: prpf18
Product: PRP18 pre-mRNA processing factor 18 homolog (yeast)
Exons: 11
Coding region: 97-1155 (352 amino acids)
Biological process (GO): RNA splicing; generation of catalytic spliceosome for second transesterification step
Cellular component (GO): U4/U6 x U5 tri-snRNP complex; U2-type post-spliceosomal complex; U5 snRNP
Source: RefSeq, a predicted model, not a curated record